Molecule: messenger RNA, 1022 nt
Organism: Manihot esculenta (cassava)
Lineage: Eukaryota; Viridiplantae; Streptophyta; Magnoliopsida; Malpighiales; Euphorbiaceae
Exons: 7
Coding region: 46-654 (202 amino acids)
Source: RefSeq, a predicted model, not a curated record
UACUUGAUAAAUCAAACACAACUACAACAUCGCCAAGCCCCUAGAAUGACAAAUGUGUCUGAUCCUCCAUACCAGCAAAACUACUCUAUACUGGCCAGGCCUUCUGUGGAUUCAAGGCUUCCACAACUUGGUCACCAUAAUAGAAAAUCUGAUCAGGGAUUGGAUAUUUCACCAUAUUGUAACUCUAUGCCUUCAAGAUCAAGGUUCCAGCAGCCUAUUCAUCCAGCUAACCUGUUUGAGCUGCAAGUGCAAAGCUAUAAUUCCUGGAAGAACCGAGAAUCUCUCACACUUUCAGGGGCCCAUGUAGGUGGACAUGAAGGAUUGGCUAAUCAAAAUGCAGGAAGAAUCAAUAACCCUCAUAUAUUGCAGCAGAGUCAACUCUUUAAUAUUUCUGAAACUCUUCAGAAUGGAUUUCUGGGAGGACACCUUGGAAAGAGACCAUCGGAAAUUGGGGAAUCAUCACCUUCAAACCAGAAAUUUUCCAGGGUGGAAUCAGGAAUCACUCAAGAAAACCAGGGAGCAGCAUGGAGACAUCAAGACAAGCUUCCUAUUCAAUUGAAUUUAAGGCCAGCCAGAAAUGCCUUGUAUGAUCAAGGCUACGAGAGUGUGGGGCUGCCCGUAGACCCACAUUUGCGGCUGUUUGCUUUGAACUGACUGCAAAGGCUAAUUACUUGCAUACAAAUCUACAAUGUAGACGUGCACUUGCAAGAGGCUCUGGAGGAGGUUUUGCAGGUUGUUAUGCAUCUAUAUUGAUGAAAAUUUGUGACAAUAGCUGCUUACCAAUAAAGCUAUGCCAGUUUAGACACCGAGAGAAUUUUUUAUUCUAAUGCUUUCAUGGUACCUUUUUGAAUUGUAUUUCAUUUCAUGAAAUUUGAAUUUAUUUCUGAAUACUGUGAGCUUUGCUUGGGACAGAGGGGAAGGGGCAUUAUGAAUGGAUAGUGCCAUGAAGGCCUUGACGAGUGUGAUAGCUUAUGGGUGUGGAUUAUCAUGGUUAUAUAUUGAGUUUAUAAUUAAGGUCUAAU